Messenger RNA from Diabrotica virgifera virgifera (western corn rootworm), 852 nucleotides. Its product is annotated as E3 SUMO-protein ligase ZBED1-like. The transcript has a single exon. Gene Ontology annotation, molecular function: protein dimerization activity. The coding region runs from base 1 to 852 and encodes 283 amino acids. The record is from RefSeq and is a predicted model, not a curated record. Lineage: Eukaryota; Metazoa; Arthropoda; Insecta; Coleoptera; Chrysomelidae.
AUGAUUGAGCGUUUUCUAAAAGUUCGCGAGCCUCUAACUGCAACUAUAGGAAUUCUGCAGAUUCCUGUAGAACUGUUGACGGAAUCCGAAUGGGUCGCUUUAAAAGAAAUGUGUUGCGUUUUAAAGCCGUUUGAACAGCUCACUACAGAGAUGAGUGCAGAACAAAAUGUAACCUUAUCGAAGGUAAUUGUCAUUGUAAAGGGCCUGCUUUCAGCUGUCCAUAAAAUUGAACAGAGUACAACAAGUGACAAAAUUAAGAAUCUUAUCUAUCAUUACGAAAAAGAGAUAGGGACAAGAUUCGGUUCUGCUGAAUCAAACACUUUAAUGGCAAGAUGUGCUUUUUUGGAUCCAAGGUUCAAAACCAAAGUGUUUGAUUCAGACUAUAACUCCAAUAGUACCAAAGAGCAUAUUCAACAUGAGGUAGCUAAACUAAUCAUUUCGGAACGACGGUCGGAAGAUAUUAUUCAUGACCAUGACAAUGACGAAGUGAAUACCGGAGAAGAAACGGCCGCAUAUGACGAUCAAAAUUUAGUUUGGGAAGACUUUGAUAAGGCCGUAGAGACACCAAAAGACAUCGACUCAAAAGCAGCAGCAAUCAUCGAAGUAAGGGCAUAUUUAGCCGAAAGUCUAAUUCCUAGAAAAGAAAACCCUCUGGAAUGGUGGAAAACCAGAGCUUUCUUAUAUCCGCAUUUAGCGCAAUUGGCCAAAAAAUAUUUAUGCAUAAUGUCAACAUCAGUACCAUCAGAGAGGGUAUUUUCAACGGCUGGUCAAUUAAUUUCUGACAGAAGAAAUCGAUUGACCGGAGAAAAUGUGGAAAUGAUAAUGUUUCUACAUGAAAAUGAAAAUCUUUGA